UAUAGGUCGCACAACUGGAGUAGUUCUUGAUUCUGGCGAUGGAGUCACUCAUGUGGUUCCUAUUUAUGAAGGCUUUGCUGUAGAUCAUGCUAUUGGAAGAAUGGAUGUAGCAGGAAGAGACGUUACUCGAUGGUUACGCUUGCUGUUACGCAAGGAAGGUACCGAUCUACAUAGGACAAGCGAAUUUGAAAUUGUUCGCGAGAUAAAGGAGAAAGCUUGCUACCUGGCUACAAACGUAGUUAAAGAAGAAGCUAGUGAGAACGACAAGCUCAUCUAUCCUUUACCUGACGGUUCGCGUCUAGAAAUUGGUGCAAGUCGGUUUCGUGCUCCGGAAGUGCUGUUUCGACCUGAACUAAUUGGGGAGGAAUGGCCUGGCAUAGCUCAACUUGUAAAUGAUUCCAUA
This is a messenger RNA of Strongylus vulgaris, 403 nucleotides long. NCBI's taxonomy places the organism in Eukaryota, Metazoa, Nematoda, Chromadorea, Rhabditida, Strongylidae. The record is from the annotation of a GenBank genome assembly.